Lymnaea stagnalis (great pond snail) is the source of this 8390-nucleotide messenger RNA. The record is from the annotation of a GenBank genome assembly. NCBI's taxonomy places the organism in Eukaryota, Metazoa, Mollusca, Gastropoda, Lymnaeidae.
GUUAGCAUGUUAUCUAAACUGAAUGAGGUCAGAAUUUUUCAUACAGUUUAAAUACCUAUUUCUUAAAUGUAAGUAAAAUGUUAUUGUUAUUGUUAUAAUAAGUAAGACUUAAUAGACGGAUGCAUUCGAUUCCACUGGAUAAGAUUACAUAUUUAGACUGACGAACAUUAACUUCUCGCUUAUUUGAUGAUAUAAAAAUGAGGAAACUGAAACCAAAUAUUCACAAAACUUCUAGUCAAUGCUGUGUUGAUGUGUCGAAUACAUUGAGGUCUAAAGACAGAGUUGCACAAAUGCAGUCAUAUUUUUUGAAAAGUUAAACAUUUCUUCUUUGUAAGUACAAUUUCAUAGUAAAUGUAUGUCUUAGAUUAAACGUGGUCAGGUUAAUUGAAUUAUGUUAGAUAAGAUUACAUUUCUACAUUGUCAGGAAAAAAAAUUGGAAGACUGAAAUGGUAAAACAGACAAACUCAAAGACAGGAAAAAUAAGAAAAAGAAGUAGGCAUGUAGACAAAUAGGUAGACAUAUAUUUCAUUUUCAUUAACAUUUUUAACUAAUUAUGUAAACCCUGUUACUUGGUGGGUCUGCGAUGGAAAAUAUAAGCACUAUGUCUUUAAUGGUCAUUUGUAUGUCCCUCUGGUUAACUUAUUUGCAAAUGCCUCUCAUACCAUUAUUUAUGAUAUUUCAAUGUAAUAAAGUAUACUGGACCAGAAGUUAAAUAACGUAGCACAGUGUUUAAAAAAAAGUCUAGGAGACCAUUGGAUACGUUUACCACUACAGAGGGCCAGUGCAUUUUUUAAAAAUAUAAUUUUGAAAACCUCCCUAAAUAUGUCCUAUUUUCUUUAUAUUAGGUGAUAUUGCUAGCACAUUAGACUAAGUUCUAUUUCUUUAUGCUAGUUUUCCUAAACUAGUUUUAAGUUGUUUUUUUGUUUCAUGUUGUGCGGAAAGGCAACCAAAUAUUACGUACCUGUGCCGGUACACGAGACAUUGGUCAAUACUGAUCACUCAACUUGCUGAAGGCAAACUUUUUUUUUUUAGACGUGCUGUUCAGAAUAUUUCUUUCGUUUUUUUUUUUUUUUGGUGGGGGGGGGGUGGAAGAAUUGUAUAGGACUCGAUAUGUCUUAUAUGUAUUAUCAUAAUAAAUCACAUAUUGCGUAUCCUAUAGAAAGGAAGAUUUAUUAUGUGUAGGAAAAAAUAUUUCCCUUUGGUGAGAUGUAAACGCAGACGUUUAUUAAUACAUUGUUUUUGAAACAAACAUUGAAUGGCACAAUACUCUUUCUCACAUCAGUGAAAAGAUUCACCAGUUUUUUUUUUUCACUUUGACAUUUAUUGAGGCUCAAAGUUAAAUCACCUGUUAUCAAAAUUAAUGGCAUCAUAAAAGUUAGACAGCAACAUGAUGACACUAUAUAAAUGGGCUGUAUAAACCAAUGUCCUGGAACUGAUGUGGUUACAUGUUGUAGUUUUAUGUCCUUUUUCUAGUGUUCCCAAUCGAUGAUAAUUUAGAGACACAUUUUAUAUACAAACAUCAAUUAAAUUUAACAUCAGUAGAUGAAAAAUUAACAUACAAUUGGUCCAAUAUUUCUACCCCACUCUCUGAUGAACACAUGUUGAAGAUCAAUAUCGCAAAGUAACAAAAAACGAUCAAUAAAUUUAAAAAAAAAAAUAUUGUAAUGCAGUUAUGAAGCUGCUCUAAUCAGGAAAUUGUAACGUUUGUUCAGGCAUGUGUGCUCAUUAGGCGUCAGUAUAACAGUGAACUGUGGAUAACAAUUUUCCAGUAAUGAGUGGAAAAUCACCAACUUUCACAAAAUGGGCAAAAGGGAGGUGAUCUUCUUAACACCGUUCUAAUUGCUAACAGCAGUUUAUGUACAGUAAAAUAAGCCCAAGGUUCGCGAAUUGUAGGCCAUGCAACAAAAAUAGCUUAACGAAAGACUAAAGUGUAUGCAAAGCUAAGGUUGUCCUUCGAGAUAUGCAGAUGAGCCUGUCAAUUCAUGAUAAGUCUUCUAAGCCAUUUUAUGAAGUGUCAAAAAACAGAAUCGACACAAACAUGCGGAGCAAUUCUAUAUAAAAAUGUACACCAUACGUCAAUACUUUGUAAGAAAUAUAGUGAUAGCUCUUUGUUGCUUUAGUCAACGCCAAGUCAGUGCCAAGGUUAAUGUCACGUGAGAGAUAUUUUUGGGCAGGGAUCACAAAUCUUUAUUUCAAAUAGGGCUGAUAAAAAAACGAGGGCAGACCCCAUAACAAAUAUGUACAAUACCUGUGAGCCAGAACGAAAGUCUGUGAAAAAUCACAAAAGACUAAGAUAAGUACUUUAUGUUCAUCAUAGGUAAAUGGCGUGCAAUGCAGAAACAAAAUAGAAAAUCAACAUUUUUAGUGACUUAAAAAGGUUUUUUUAAAAAAGAGACGUUUAAAAAAAGAUAUUUACAUUAGCCUAAUGCCAGAUAACCGAAUAUCACAAGCUAAUCAGCGAACAGGGUCAGCUAGAUUGUGAAACUAACAUUUUGCUUUCAAGAUAUCCUCAGUGUUUGGAUUGAAGUUGCUGCAUCCAAUCAAGAGGUUUAAAAAAAAUGUUAACAGCAAAUCUCGAUGUUUUCACAUACUUCAUUUUUGUAACAUUUGGCUCAUAGACACAAGUUGUUCCAAACACUGAUUGUCAAAAUGUAACUCUUAAGGUCCUGUGCUCAUCCAACCUUCGAAAUCAGAUGUUCACCCGUGGGACAUCCUUGUCUCUUACUUCAUCAUAAAGACCAGUGUUACCGACAACACAUUAAACACUGAAUAUAUUGAUAUGAGUUCGAUGCUAUAAUUUUCUUUGUGCCUCGUCAAAAACUGACGGAUCAAUGUACUUCAAUAAUGCUACUCUUAACUAAUCAAUUUAAUAGUUCAAUGAUCUAUCCAGCGAAUACUUACACACAGAAACAAACUACACCUUGAAUAUCACACAACGGUCAUCCAUACCUUAUAUCAACAACAACCAAAACGUACGUGUCAUUUCCCCUUAAACAAAUAAGUCACAACACUCUCACACAAUAGAUACAGCUGCACAUGAAAUCUCUAAACAAAACAUCGUUUCCCUACCAAAAAUAACAAUAGUAAUCUACACAUAACAACAGUGAUUUUUAUACCCUUUACACUGAUGAUAUACCAGAGACAAAUGUCAUCAAUUUCGGAAACUAGACAUUAGUGAAUCAGCUGUAGCAUUAAAGAACGUUUCCUGAAUUGUGCUUCUCUUUUUAAAAAAAGGUAUUUGCUUGCAAAUCAAUCAGCUCCAACUGAAGUUCAACUAGCACAUUAAAUUUACAAACAUAAAAAUACAGAAGAAUACCACUCUUAAUUUGACAAGACCUGAACAUUUUUAAAUACAUUUUUCUCCAAGUUACUAAUAUUUUUUUCGGAAAAAAUUAUGUUGACAUCUUAAGCGAUGUCUAUGGAAUACUCCAUCACAGCAGAAGGUGGGUGCGAAAAAGAUAUGUUUUAAAUUCAGUUUUAAUUCAGAAAGACUGCAGUGUCUGACGGUUUCAGGGGGAGACAGGAAGGAUGUUCCAAAUUAUUAGGCCAGCAAAAAUGAAAGUGCGCCUUCCAUAGCUCUCAAGGCAGACUCCCGGUAUAUAGAGUAUCAACUAUCGGAUGAGCGGAGCAGUCUAGUGGGUACAUAAGGCAUCAAGAGCGCUUUGAGAUCAAACGGCGCCAGUUCAUGCAAGCAGCGGUAGCACGCGGACAGGCAUCCAAUGCAGCUCUCUCCGAAGUGUUUUAGCAUGGUCAAAUUUUUGUUUGCUAACGAUAAUGCGAGUCGCAUUAUUCUGUGAUUUUUAAUUGUUCAGUACCGUAACUGGAAUACCCAUCAUGAGAGCUUCACAGUAUUCCACGUGUAAUAGCACAAAUGCAGACAUCAGCCUCUUCAAACAUUAAAAAUGUCUGAUAUGACUAAUUCUACGCAGCUCUAUAAAAAAACAACUGGGUUGGAAUCUUUGUUAUAUUCUGUCUCACAACAUGUCACUUGAUAACCAUAUCUCUCACAUUUGUCGCUUUUCAUAUUUCACUAUCUGUGAAAUCAGCUCCAUCCGCCACUACCGUACAAUUAGCGCAACAAAAACCCUAGUCUGUGCUUUUUUCUCUCUUGUCUUGAAUAUUGCUAUCUCUUCUAUCAGGUUCACCAAAACACUUCAUUAAAAAAAAUAACAAAAGUUUCAAAUCUCAGCUGCAAGGUUAAUUCUAAAUAAAAUGAGUAAAACAGAAAAAAAAUAAACGCAACAAAACAGCGAACGUGUUGGCAGAAAGCCUUCGUCAGCGAACAAAACAAUAGAAAAAACGGUAUAAAAAUAAAAAUAAGAAAUAUAACUUAGCUGGUAAGUAGUAUCUGUAGGCAGCAAUACAAGUGUGGCAGAAGAAUAGUGAGUGAGAGUUUAAAUAAUCAGUGGCGAAAAAAAGGGGGAGAAAAAGUUCACUGUGAUAGGUCAGAACGUGGAGGGGCGGAGCUAGGGUCAAGCUGUGAAAAGAGCCAUAACAUUGAUCCCAUCUGGCGUCAAAGUGCCGUAAGUCAGGAUAAGUCUGUGUUCCAGAUUGACCCGGCUGGAGGUGUUCGUGCUAGCCACAAUCUCACUUAUUGAAAAGUCCGACUUGCCCUGGUGGUCGCUACUAUUGAAGUGUUUGGAGACGGGACACUGUUUAUCUUGUGUGAUGUUUCGGAGGUGUUCGGUACACCUGUCUGAGAGACGGCGUCUCCUGUAACUUUAUUAUUACCAGUGACAGAGUAAGAUAAUAUGAUAUGUGCGUCCACUGAAACUAAUUAAGGAUCUAAAUCAAAUACACAUCAAGCAAAACGGGAACGCAAACAUCAGUCAUCUACAUUUAGAUUAACUUUUUUUCGACAUCAACUCCAUCGCAGUAGGCACUGCGAUUCGUUUAGUUAUUACGUGGAUUAUAUAUACCUUUUGUUUAUGUAUUUACUAUUAGGAUAUUGUAUUUUACUAUAUUGGGGCGUUAUUUUACGAAUUUAGGAUCUCGACGGGUUAAGUUGUGUGCAAUAACCAAGAAAAUAUAAAAGCAAUAAUUUAAAUUUAAAAAAAGUAAAUUUAAAUCGCAUAUCAGCCACGAUGUCUCCGCUCAAGAUCGUCUAGUAUUCUAAGAAUACUAUUUAAAUUGUGGUACACUAUCUAGUGUCCCUGACGUUUUAUCAAGAAAAUUUCUGUACUGUCGGCGGGUCUGACGAACUGAGUUUUGUAUCCACUGUAUUACGGUAUCACAUUAGCUAUUUUUUUUGUUUAUUUGUAAACAAUUGAUGUAUAUUCAUUCAAUUAAGAAAUGUAAUGCUAAAAAAAACAUACACACAAAAAUGUUUAUAUAUUUAUAUGUUAUUCAAAUAUACACAACAUAUAUAUAUAUAUUAUGCAAAAUAAAUAGAGUGAGAGAGAGAGAAAGAAAGAGAGAGAGAGAAAGAGAUAUCUUAAAUUUCCCAGCCAAUUUAUGUACUACUUAACAAAAAUAUAUAUUAUUCUUUUUCAACAGCAUUAACAAAUAUCAUCCAUGGUUAAGUCUUCCAUCGCUUGUGGCCUUCAGGCUUGCCUAGGUCAGCGGUGGACCAAUGACGACUACAGCGAUUUUACUGUUGUUGUUGAAGACAAGGAGUUCCCAUGCCACAAAUUCAUUUUGGGUGCCUGUUCAACAGUUCUUAACGGACUUUUGCAUUCUAACAUGAUCGAAACUAUUCAGAAUAAGGCGAAUAUACAUAAUAUGAGUAAAGAAACGUUUACAGUUAUUUUAAAUGCUAUUUACAAAGGUGAAGAUGGCCUCACAGAGAACAAUGUGAUCCAGGUGUGGCAUGCUACACAUUUUCUGGACAUUCGUUACCUUGUAAAAGAGUGUGAAUACUUUGUCAAACAAAAUAUGACACUUUCUAAUUUUGAAGAAUUUUAUCAUCAUGCAAUCUUGCUAAACUCUGAGAGUGUUGGACACUUUGCAAAACGAUUUAUGAUUAAUAAUUUUGAAGAUAUUUGGGAAAGUACAACAUUCUUGAAUUUAUCAUUUGAGGACAUAUAUAUGAUAAUAGAAGACCAUUUUCUGAGUGCUAAAUCUGAAGACAUUGUCGUCGAGGCCGUAAUCAAAUGGGUCAAUCAUCAAGCUAAAAAAGACCAUUUAGAAAAAAAUGAUGAAAGGAGAAAAGAUGGGGUUCGUUUGGAUACUGUUACAAUUUCAAAUAAUGAGAAUGACGUAUUGCAAGAUGGUAGCAUCAGACAUCAUGACAAAGAAUGCUCGGAAAUGUUAACAAACUCUUUUCGGGAAUGUUCAACAGAUACUAAGGAAAGUGAACAGAAUGAUUCAGUUAAUGUUUUGACAAGGGUGAGUCACGCUACAGAUUUGAAAUUGUCUUCGACAUAUUUCAACAUGGAAGAAAAGCUUACAAAACUAUUAAAAGCCGCCAGACUUUGUUUAGCAAGCCGUGAACGUCUUGAGAAACUCAUGGUGAAUCCAUUGAUAACGUCAAACCCAGAAGCUUCAAAAGUGGUAUAUGAAUCUCUUCUGUUUCAUUGGAAGGCGUCGUGUUACAGCAGUCAUUAUAUUGUCAGGCAUAGAGAAUGCAGCGGAUUAUCUAAUGUCAUGGUUUUUAUCACAAACGGGAUAAUCAAAGUUUAUUCCCUGCAACGACAGUGUUUUUACACUAUUUAUAAUUUUAAUGACAGACAAGAAAAUAAGCCAUAUACGACAGGCAUAGCAGCUAUAAAUUCAAAAAUUUUCUUUAUUACAAAUGAUCGAUCAGAGAAGUAUAAUAUUAUAUAUAAACUAUUAGAUCCAGAUUUAAAGGAAUGGACGGUUGUUGCGAAAUCAGAUAAGUCUUUAAAUGGUGUACUUCUGAGUCACCAGGAUAAACUUAUUAAUGUACCUGAUAAUGAUGCUGUUUUCGUUACAGCAAACGAUGCUUGCUUUGUUCAUAUCACUAUUUCACGUAUGACUGUUGAAGCUGCUACAAUCGUCAAUGAUAAUAUUUUAGCCUUUUGCUCAUCAUAUAAUAGUAAGGAGAUCAUUCGAUACAACAUGAUUACAAAGAAGAAAACUAACCUUCCAAAUAUUGAUGGGCCUUAUAAAAAUAUCUCCAGCUUCCAACAAGACGAAAACGUGUACAUCUUACAACAAGAUGGAUCAUUAUGGGAAUUAUUAGUAUAUCCUGAUGAUGACAUAAUCUUCUCAUUCUUAGAUUUUCUAUGGGACGGAGAAAAGUCCAUUAAAGGUGUUGCAUGCUAUUCAGGUCAAUUGUUCAUAUUUUGUUAUCAAAGAUCAAAUGAAUCUUUGACAAGUUUGGUUACUGACGGCGAAUUACAAACAGAAAUGUGUGAAGCAAGUGAACUCGGUGUUUUUAAAAGCAUACAAUUUGUGAUUUCCGAUUUUGAUACGCAGGUCAUACCUAUGACUGUAUCAACGGAUUGUCUUAGUAAGGGCACUUUAGGCUAAAUCAUCAUACUAAAAUAUAUAUGGACUGCGCAAUAAACACAAUGAUUUAAUUUUUAUAUGUUUAUAAUAAUAAGCUAGCGUGUUUGAUAUUUGCUACUUGGUUUUAGAAUGCACAAUAAUACAAUAAUUAAAGUAAUAACAAAUGUACGUAAAAUUGCAAACAUUUAGCAACACAAACUUAAAACAAAUAUCUAUUUUAUUACAACUUUAAAAAAAAAAAAAUUACUCACACUUGUCUGUUCAUGUAUAAAAAUGACUUAGGUAACUAUGUAUAGAAAUCUGUAACAAAAAAUAUACACUAUACACCAUCGCUGUCAGUGAUUGACUUUCACUGUAGUAAACUUGUUCUAAAUAUUACAAGUGUAAUUUUAGCAGAGUUUAUCUGGGAUUAACUUGACAUAGGUAAAUAUGAUGAAUUGCGAGAUCACAACAAUUUUAAUUUAUCACAGUAAAGCAUUGAUCUUUUCGACAACACAAAUACAAUGUAUACAGGUCUAUAAGGAAGCUAGCACUAUUUUAUAUAUAUUGUUUCCCUUAAAUACAUUUUGGCCAAGCACCUUAAAUAAUUUCGAAGUUCACGCAUGUGUUUGGCCGGUUUUUACUAGUUUUUUUUUAUUUCAUCAAUUUUGUUACACACAAUCUAGUCUGUAGCUACAAAAUCAUUACAUUAUCUAGGUCUUAGGAAGUUGUGGAACUGUAUCAAUUUUGUAGGUUUUUCAUUCAAUUAGGGAGCAUCCACCUAUCAGAAAAGCCAAAAAAUAAAAAUAUCUUCGUGAUGCUUAAGUAUUAGAGCGGAUCCUAGGUUUAUUUGAUGUUCUGAUUAAAGGAAAAAAACCAACAAACAUACACAUUGAAGGCAUCUCUCCAUAACACUAAUAGUGUUCAAUUAAUUGAUUGCAUUUUUAAAUUUCAGUCAGCUUUAUUCAAUAUCUUUUGUGCGGAAUCUUGAUGUCAUU